AGGAAGGUGGCAGAAGGGAGGGAUUAGUUGACCACAGGCUGCUUCGACGCUAAAAUGUGUUCAUUUUUGAAGCGUGGCGGACCUCUAAUGGGAGGCUGAUAACUAUACCGAAAAAAGCAUGGUUCAAAGUGGCGUGGAUCACUGAAGAUGAGGGAGCCGCUCUGGGUUUUCACUGUGAUUCUCUCCUUGGUGUGGGAAACGUGGAGUAAGGACGCAGUCAACUACACAUCCUUCAAUGUGGGGAGUGACGUCAAGCUGAAGUGCAGUGACAAGUCAUGGCAGGAGCUGAUCUACGUCAUCUGGACUGUGGCCCUGAUACACAAACAGUGCCGGAUCGCCAACAGCAUCAGUGGCGGACUCCAAAACAACUGCAACGAUGGCAAGACCCUGCGGAACACAUCGAUGGCUCAGCCAUACCUGCACAUCCCAGACUUCUCCAGUCGUGACGUGGGAUUGUAUAAGUGUGAGCUGGUUUAUAGCGGAGGGUCCACAACCUGUAACAUCAGCGUGUCGAUCACAGUUCCUCCCAGAAUCUCCAGCUGGUUGGAGUGGGGGGACGACAACAGCAUGGUGGCUGUGUGCAAAGCCGAGGAAGGAAAGCCGGCCGCCACCAUCACGUGGAGUCACAUGGGCAACUUCUCUUCCGUGGAGAAGCAGCAGAGCUCCAAUGGCUUCUUCUCAGUGGAAAGUCGCCUGAAGCUCCCUGAGGGCGCGAGGACCGUGGAGAAUGUGACCUGCAUCAUCAGGCACCUGUACUGGCAAUCAGAGAAAAAGCUGCGCCCAAAGCCCCCAAAAGGUCUUCCUUAUAAUGUGAUGUGCAUCCUUAUAGUUGUGGCGAUCUUAAUGGUUCUGGCUGGAUUCCUAAUCUUUGCUCACAAGAAAAAAAUCAUGCCGAGGUGUCUGCCUGGCAGCCGCUCAACACUGAAGCCACAGCCGGAGGUUGGAGAGGAGGUAGAACCUUACGCCACCUAUGUUCAACGUGUCAACUCAAUCUAUAACUCCAACACAUGCGUCACUUGACGGCCUGUUGUGCUACAUUAGCAACUGUACAUGUACCAUGCCUGUACUAGGUAGGUCAUUUCAGGUAGGUUGAGAACACUAAAACAUAGAAAGUGUAAAGACACAUUAUGCAAGAUACUAAUUGGAAACGACAGCAACUUUCCACAGAAGAAAUGUGACUAAUCUGUUUGUCGCCACAUUUCAGUAAGGACUCAUCUGAUUUAAUAAAAAGCUAAUAUGUCAUCAUCAUUCAUGUCAUGCGCUAAUACCACAUGUACUUCCUGUUUUGGAAGUAUGAAGUGUCUCGCCAAAUAAAUAUUGUCAGUUUCCAUUGACUCAUAACUUGGUUUUGUAUUUUCAAACCCCUCAAAAACACGAUACACAUUCCAUUUCUGAAUAGUGUUGCAGUGCACACGAGCCGGGUUGCCAGCUCCAUGAAAAAGAAAUAAUGUAGAGCCUUUUUUAGUUGUGAAAUGAUUUUUAUACUUUUGGACUCUAACCUGAAUUUAGAUGCAUGUUGGAGGAAUACAUGGGAAACAAACUGUUCAAUCAUUUACAACGUUUUGUGUUGUUGGUUUUAAUUUUUAACCCAUUUUAAUUUUGGGAGAAUCCCGACAAGCGACGCAUGAUACGUCGUUGUGGUAACCGCAUCCAAAUGGCUAUUGAUAUCAAAGACCCCUCCUUUUUGAGCUGAGGUGGGUAGGGACAGUAUCCGUGGAAGCCAAACAUUGGGAGACAUUUUGAGAGAGACCAUGAGAAGACAGGAUGUCUUUCUUUCCGGGGGCGACCUCUCCGGAAUUUAUCUUUUUGCUUCAAUUGAUCACACUAAAAUAAAUGUAAGGCGGUGAAUCUGACAUUUACAGCCGCCUAUGUAUGUAAAGUAUGUAUGUAUCCAUCUACCUAAGUACUGUGGCGAUGUACAUAUGUAUCUUUAUGUACAGUAUACUGGGUACAGGUACAAAGGGGGUACGUGAGUAAACGUGAAAACUAAUUUGCGUGUAACACUUACAAGGAGAACGGAGCAGAAAGGAGACGAGAGCAUGAAGUUGUCCAUUGCUCUGUGUGCAGUAUAUGAACAAAUCAGUAAGUUUGAUGGUUAUUUUGUGCAUUAAGAGUGUUUCAUCUCGAAUAUUCCAUUUAUAUUGGGCAGUGGCGGUUCUAGCUGUGGGCCACGUGGGCAAUUACCCAGGGCGGCAUUCUCUAGGGGGCCCCGCGAGGGGGGAAAAAAGAAAAAUCCCAUUUACUAAUGCUCAGCGCUCAUCAUAUCCUCAUCAAGUCAGCGCAUAUGUGUGGCAGAUGGGCGCCCUCUACAGGCCAGAUACUCGCGCCCCCGCUGAUCUGUAUAAUAUAUGUGGAUAGCUCAUUGGCGAUGACUUGUGAAGGCAAACGGCCGCCAUAUUGCUACUCUCAAGAAACACUUCUCGGCAAGCUUUUGCAUUCGUGGUGAACUUCUUUUAUUAAUUCGGAUUGGACACAAAUUUUGCCUUAAGAUGCCUGCAUGUGCAGCUAUUAACUGCACAAAUCGCCAGUUCAAAGGCUGUGGACGAACAUUUCACCUGUAAGUAUGAUUGAAAUGUAGAUUUAUGAUUGAUAAUUUAAGGGUUUUGCACUGUCGAGCUCACAGAUAUUUUCGAUCGUGUAAAAUUCCUCUGAUUAAAUGUAUGUCCAGAAUUGAUACGUUUAUAUAGCUCUAUAAUAGCUAAGAGGAAAUGUACGUACUUUUCUGUUAUAUCAUGAUAUAUGUAUUUCUUUAAGGGACGAAGGUUGCGUCACUUGAAGGAAUGGGAGAAUCUCAGUGCUUCCAUGAUGCUUACCAGGCAUUGUAUACAGUGCAGUUAGCAAGCCAGUUUGCAUACAGUUGGCCCUGCAUGACCCUUCAUUUGGAUAAACAACAUUUUUUUUUUGCUGCUGAAUGACUGACGUAAAAGGAUUCAUUCAUAUGAUAUGUUCUGGAAAAUAAUAUUAGUGAACAUGCAUACCGGUAUGUUUGAGAUUGCAAACAACGUAUUGUCUUACCCAAAGCAUAUGGUUUUGUUUCAGUGUUGUUGUUUUUUUGUGUGUGUGUGUUUAUGGUUAUUACACAUUAUGGUUAUCACAUAUUAUUCCUGUGGUU
Molecule: messenger RNA, 3112 nt
Organism: Dunckerocampus dactyliophorus (ringed pipefish)
Lineage: Eukaryota; Metazoa; Chordata; Actinopteri; Syngnathiformes; Syngnathidae
Product: cell surface glycoprotein CD200 receptor 1
Exons: 6
Coding region: 148-1020 (290 amino acids)
Biological process (GO): regulation of neuroinflammatory response
Molecular function (GO): signaling receptor activity
Source: RefSeq, a predicted model, not a curated record